This is a messenger RNA of Chenopodium quinoa (quinoa), 2433 nucleotides long. RefSeq names its product TBC1 domain family member 15-like. The transcript has 15 exons. The record is from RefSeq and is a predicted model, not a curated record. Gene Ontology annotation, molecular function: GTPase activator activity. Lineage: Eukaryota; Viridiplantae; Streptophyta; Magnoliopsida; Caryophyllales; Amaranthaceae. Bases 260 to 2227 code for a protein of 655 amino acids. Gene Ontology annotation, biological process: activation of GTPase activity.
GUAGAACACAUGAAAUCUAUAAACUAGUAAUCCAAACGCGGCAUAUGAUCCCUUGUUCAUUAAGGUUUCCUAUUUCUUCCCAACGAAGAAAUAAUUAAAAAAUAUAUAAAAAUUACACUACAAACAACAAAUAGAGGAGAGAGAAAAUUCGCAAAAGAUCAAAUCAAAGAUAAUAACAGAAAAUAAAUUCGCAACAACAAAAAAAAAAAAAAAAAAAAAUCUCUUUUUCUCUUUCGAUUUUUUCAGAAAUCUGUCGACAAUGAUUGAAACCGAUUUGCAUGAUUUAUCCGAUGAUGCUGAUUACGCCGCAUCUCAGCAACAAGGUUCGCAAAGCAUAAUGAGGAGUGAUAGUGGAAGGAGAAGCGAACCGGAAGGUGCCGAAAUUGUUUAUAUGAAGGAUAAUGUUUCGAUUCAUCCUACUCAGUAUAUGUCUGAGAGAAUUAGUGGUAGAUUGAAGCUGGUUAAACAAGGAGAUUCAUUGUUUAUGACCUGGAUUCCGUACAAAGGACAAAACACUAAUGCAAGGCUAUCCGAGAGAGAUAGGAAUCUCUAUACAAUAAGGCCACUUCCGUUUACUGAUGUGAGGUCCAUCAGGAGGCACACCCCACCACUUGGCUGGCAAUACAUUAUCGUUGUGCUGUCUUCUGGACUAGCUUUCCCUCCUCUUUAUUUCUAUAACGGAGGAGUUAAGGAGUUUUUGACCACCAUCAAGCAACACGUUUCUCUUGUAAGAUCAGCUGAUGAUGCAAAUGUGUUCAUUGUGAAUGAUUUUCAAGAUCCCCUACAGAAAACUCUAUCUUCAUUGGAGCUUCCAGGAGUUGUUUCAGUUGCUGCACCAUCUACAAAUGCUUCUGCUGCUGUAGCCCCAACUCAGGGAAACCAAGGAAGGACUGAUGUGAGUGCCUUUGAUAGCAAUAGUAGUUUGCAAUCGCUUAGAAGGCAAAGGAAUAAGUCCAAUGAUCCCACUAAGGAUCUCUCAAUUCAGGUCUUGGAAAAAUUCUCUCUGGUCACCAAAUUUGCUCGGGAAACAACCUCACAGCUGUUCGGUGAAAGUAGCGGUGAUCAGCUCUUUUCCAACGAUUUGAAAAAGCAUAGCCAUAGCCAGUCCCUACCUGAUCUUCAUUCCCAAUCAUCAAAUGAUCUGGAAGAAGUUCCCUGUGAAGCUCCUGUACCCGCAGAUCCUAUGGAGCUUGAAAAAACAGCUCUUGUCUGGGGAAAACCACGACAGCCCCCCAUGACAAAGGAAGAGUGGAUAACUUUCUUGGAUUCUGAGGGAAGAGUUGUUGAUUCAAUAGAAUUGAGGAAGAGAAUUUUUUAUGGCGGUGUUGUCCAUGAACUGCGAAAAGAGGUGUGGCCAUUUUUAUUGGGAUGCUAUGAUUAUAAUUCAACAUAUGCUGAACGUGAAUAUCUUCGAUCCGUGAGAAAACAAGACUACGAAAUUAUAAAGCUCCAAUGGCAGAGCAUAUCUCCAGAACAGGCAAAAAGGUUUACAAAAUUUAGGGAGAGAAAGGGCCUGAUUGAGAAAGACGUGGUGCGGACAGACAGAUCAUUCUCUUUCUAUGAUGGAGAUGAUAAUCCAAAUGUGAAUCUUCUACAUGAUAUACUGCUAACAUUUUCGUUCUACAAUUUUGACCUUGGUUAUUGUCAGGGUAUGAGUGAUUAUCUUUCCCCUUUAUUGUUCGUCAUGGAGGAUGAGUUUGAAGUAUUUUGGUGUUUCGCUGCACUAAUGGAACGCGUGGGACCAAAUUUCAAUCGUGAUCAAAGUGGCAUGCAUGCACAACUUUUUGCAUUGUCUAAGCUGGUGGAACUAUCUGACAGUCCGCUGCACAACUACUUUAAGCAGCAGGACUGCUUAAAUUAUUUCUUUUGUUUCCGCUGGAUUCUUAUACAAUUCAAAAGGGAAAUGUGUUAUGAGGAAACAAUGCGAUUGUGGGAGGUCUUGUGGACACAUUAUCCAUCUGAGCACCUACACCUGUAUAUUUGCGUUGCAAUCCUCAAGAGGUAUAGGAACAAGAUAAUUGGGGAGCAAAUGGAUUUCGACACACUAUUGAAGUUCAUAAACGGGCUAAGUGGCCAAAUUGACCUUGAUUCCAUUGUAAGAGAUGCCGAGGCGCUGUGCAUCUGUGCAGGAGAAACCGGAGAAGCAUGCAUUCCUCCAGGAACUCCCCCUUCUUUGCCAGUUGAAAAUGGUCUUGUGUCCUCUCAGCUUGAGGACGAGGUUUUGUAGUUCUCUCUCUUUUUCUUGUACAUAGCUAUGUGCUACACGAGACAAAAUUUUAUACUCAUGAAACUCUUGAUGAAUUUGGACCUCUAACUAGGGAAUAAAAAUCCUCGUUUAUUGUAAAGAAACUAAUUCUCUUAUAUCAGAUCUUGCUUGUAUAGGUUUUUUUUUUUUACCUAAGUUGAAAGGGAAGGAAUUUUAAAUUAUACUUA